AUUAGUAUUUUUAAUAGGAAUAUUUUGUGUUUUUGUAUAGUAAUAAUGCGGCUUAAAUAUUCCAAAACAUUAUUGGAAGCUCAGGAAAAUGAGAGUCCAAUCGCGGAUAUAACAUGGUCCCCAAAUAACGUAAAGCUGGCUGUUGCCACCUGUGAGCGGGUCGUACUGCUGUUUGACCGCGAGGGCGUGCGGCGCGACAAAUUCAGCACGAAGCCCGCCGACCCGCAGGCCGGGAAGAAGUCCUACGUCAUCACUGGGAUAACGUUCAGCGACAACUCGGAGCUACUCGGGGUGGCGCAGAGCGACAGCAUGGUGUUCGUUUACCGCGUGGGCGCGGACUGGAGCGGCAAGAAGGUCAUUUGCAACAAGUUCCCGCUCACCGCCGCGCCCAUGAAGCUGCUGCCGGCUGAUAAUGGCUUCUUCACGGGCACUGCUGACGGGAAAAUUAGCGACACUUCGGAGCUGCUCGGCGUGGCGCAGAGCGACAACAUGGUGUUCGUGUACCGCCUCAUAGUGGGAGCGUGCGACGGGCGCGUGAGCGUGUACGAGGCGCAGCGCGGCGCGCUCGUGCGCAGCGUGGAGCCGGCGCUGCCGCCCGACGCGCGCGACCUCGUCUGCGCCGCGCCCAGCCCUUCCGGACAGACGGUGGCAUUCGGCGUGUUCGACGGCUGCCUAGUGGGUGAGCUGAAGGAGUCAGGCGGGCUGGAGCUGGCGACGCUGCAGAUGCCGCACCUGCACGCGGCGCGCGCGCUGGCCUGGAGCGGCGACGGCACCAAGCUGGCGGUAGCUUCGCAGGCCGGCGCCGUUAUACAGCUCGAAGCUGUACUAAGACGUUGGAUCCCGUGGGCGGGCGGCGGCGAGCGCGUGUAUGCGGCGGUGGGCGGCGCGUGCCUGCUGCACCGCGCCGGCGAGCUCAGCGUCGUCGAGUACGGCCUGGAUCGAGUGCUACACACGGUGCGCACGGAGCGCGUGAACCCGCACGUGCUGAGUGUGCGCAUCAACGAGGGCGGCGAUACGCGCAAACACUUAGCUUAUCUGCUGGACCGCCAGACCAUUGCCGUGGUCGAUCUAACCACAGGUGUCCAACUGGGUCAAUGGUGGCACGAAGCGCGCGUGGAUUGGCUAGAGCUGAACGAGACCGGCCAGCUACUGUUAUUGCGGGAUACGCGCAGAAGGCUUGCGCUAUUGCGGCUUGAAACUGGAGAUAAGGAAAUUAUAGCAAGUGGGGUGGGAUUCGUGCAGUGGAUUGAAAACUGCGACGCAGUUGUGGCACAAACUCCCACACAUCUACUGAUUUGGUACAGUGUAUGGGAAGCGGAUAGCGCAGAGAUGGCUGAAUGUAGCGGCGGCGUAGCGGUGGAAGUUAAUGCGCGUCGCGUACUGUUCGAGGGCGGACAAGUGCCGUACUUGCAAUUAGAUGAACAUCGGCUUGCAUUCAAUAACGCGUUGCGUAGUGGUGAUCUGGCUGGGUGUGCAAAAUAUCUAGACGGUGUUGGAAACAAUGCCGACGUGGCAUCGUUGUGGAGGCAGUUAGCUGAACGGGCCCUGGCUACCGAUGACAUUCAACUAGCAGCAAAAUGUUACCGAGAAGUAGGCGACGAAGCACGAAUGUUCUAUCUGGACAAGACUGUAGAAUUAGCCGCAUCAGUUGGCGAUGGUGAUGUGGCUGCAGGAUUAAACGUAGCCACAGUGCGUGCUCGCCUCUCAAUAUUCGCGGGAGACCUACCGUCUGCGGAGGAGUGGUACGUGAAGAAAGCCGGGAAGCCAGAGCUAGCUAUCGACAUGUACAAGCAGUUCGACCGCUGGGCCGAGGCCGUGGCUCUGGCCGAGAAGACCGACCGCGCCGCUGUGGCGAUGCUGAAACAGCAGCAUAUGGACUACUUGACGUCUACUGGUCGUCUAGGCGAGGCGGGGGCAGCACUAGCCUCAUCAGGUGACGUGCAAGGCGCGGUGCGGCUAUGGCUGCGCGGCGGGCGCGCGCGCAGAGCCGCUGCGCUGUUGCUGCAACAUGCUUCGCUGCUGCGGGAUACGGAACUGGUGGACGCUGUGCAUACUCAGCUUGUGCAGGAAGAAUGGUGGGAGAUGGCCGGAGAAAUAUCAGAGAGAAGAGGAGACAGCCGAACAGCCGUUGAAUAUUACGCGAAAGGGAACAACUUCGCCAGAGCUGUUCAACUUGCUAGAGAGGCUUGUCCAGCUGAAGUGACUAGCUUGGAAGGCAUGUGGGGCUCCUGGCUGGUGAGCUCCCGCCAGGCGGGUGCUGCAGUCCCGCAUCUGAUCGAAGCUGGAGACACGAGAGGCGCUUUAGCUGCGGCGCUGAAAGCACAUCACUAUAGGAAGGCUUUGCAGAUUGUUCAGGUUAUCGAAGACAAGGAAUCCAUUCGAGAGCAAUGUGAGCAACUGGGUGAUCAUUUCAUAUCAACACAAGAAUGGGAGACAGCGGAACGAGUAUUAAGUUCAUGUGGGAUGGCAGAGCGCUGCGUACGCGCAUAUAACACUGCAGGUCGUGUGGCCGACGGAUUACGGCUUGCGGCUCAACAUCUUACUGAAGAAGAAACCAGGGAUAUUUAUUUGCCACUGGCUCAGCAAAUGAGAGAGGAUGGACAACUGCGGAAAGCGGAACAGAUAUACAUCGGGCUUGGGGAGCCUGAUGAGGCCAUUUCUAUGUAUAAGGAAGCGUCUCAAUACGAAGCCAUGUUGCGAUUGGUCGCGGCGCAUCGCAGUUCCUUGCUUGAGGCCACGAGGAGACACGUGGCCCAGGCACUGCAUGCGUCAGGCGACCUAAGGGCCGCUGAGAACUACUACAUACAAGCUGGCGAUUGGAAAGCGGCAAUCCAAAUGUACCGUUCAGCGGGACAAUGGGAAGGAGCGGAGAGAGUGGCGCGAGCUCAUGCCCCAAGUAGUGUGCAACAACAAGUUGCGUUGCAAUGGGCCGGAGCAUUGGGUGGCGCUCCUGCUGCGAGAUUGUUGGCUGCCAGGGGGCUCGCUGCCUUGGGAGCGCGGUGGGCUUUGCAAGCACAAAGAUGGGACAUCGCACUGGAGCUGAGCGAGUUGGGCGGCGGGGUGACCAAGCGCGAGGUGGCACGGCAUGAGGCAGCGGCACUAGCAGACGAACAACCCGAGGCGGCCGAGGCGGCCUUUCUGCGCGCUGCGGCCCCUGAUGACGCCGUACGCAUGUGGCUGGCGAGAGGGCAGCACCAGCGGGCUUUGGUGCUAGCUGAGCAGCACGCCUCGCAUAUGGUGGAAGAAGUGUUGGUGGAAGGAGCGCGCGCCGCCGCCGAGCGCGGCGACCUGGCGCAGUUCGAGACGCUCAUGAUACGCGCCAACCGCCCGCGGGAGGUCGUGCAGCACUACAAGGAUCUUGAACUAUGGGAUGAGGCGUCACGAGUGUCUCGCGAGUACCUCCCUGACGGAGGAGAGCCAGUGCCGUCUUCAGUACCGCCGUUGUUGCAACGGGCCGCUGAUCAUGCUGACAGAGGUGAAUGGUGGGAAGCAGUGGAGCUACUAAUCAGCGCGAGCGCAGCGGGCGCCAACGAUACCGAAGGCGCUGCAUUGGAGCGACUAGCGCGCGCCGGGCACUGGCAGCGCUGCCUGGCGCACGCCGGGCCCCGUGCGCCGCACUACGCGCUGCGAUACGCCGUGCAUCUGUUCAAGGCGCACCCCGUGAAUACCGAAGGCGCUGCAUUGGAGCGACUAGCGCGCGCCGGGCACUGGCAGCGCUGCCUGGCGCACGCCGGGCCCCGUGCGCCGCACUACGCGCUGCGAUACGCCGUGCAUCUGUUCAAGGCGCAUCCCAUGAGUAUUGGAGGAGGCGCGGCAAUAGAGCGACUAGCGCGCGCCGGGCACUGGCAGCGCUGCCUGGCGCACGCCGGGCCCCGCGCGCCGCACUACGCGCUGCGAUACGCCGUGCAUCUGUUCAAGGCGCAUCCCCGUAUGGAAGGCAUCGACAUCGAAAGCGAAGACAUUCCCGAAGCGCUCUCACAAGUGCUAGAGGUGCUCCGCCAGUACCUCGUAGGCGACGCGGGCCCCGAUACAGUGGUAUCGAGCGCGGACACGGCCCUGGCGCGCGGCGUGGGCGGCGAGCUGUUACGUAUGGAAGGCAUCGACAUCGAAAGCGAAGACGUUCCCGAAGCGCUUUCACAAGUGUUAGAAGUCCUCCGUCAGUACCUCGUAGGCGACGCGGGCCCCGAUACAGUGGUAUCGAGCGCGGACACGGCUCUGGCGCGCGGCGUGUGCGGCGAGCUGUUAGCACGCGCGUCGUGUGCGCCCCGCGCGCUGCGGGCGCUGCAAGACACCGCCAACGUGUUGCGCGCUGCUGGCGCUGACGACAGGGCGAUGCAGGCGAUAACGCUACUGCUGGCGUUGCACGUGGCGCAGGUGGCGGGGCGGGCGGCGCGCGCGCUGCCGCGCUACUCCAACAUCGUCGUCGCCGACGUCGCAUAUUAUGCGAGUGGAGUGGCGAUUCGUGCCGAAGGCAGCGGUGGGUCACGAGAGGCGUUCGUGCUUCUGAACCGCUGUCUCGACCUGGCUGAAGCUGCAGACGAAGAUUCGGCUCAUAUGCUCGACUACACCGAUUUUGAGUGCACAGAUUGGUCCCGUACACCUCUUCUAUUGGAGAGCGCGUGUGUGCGCGGCGCGCCUUUGGACGACAUUCGCGAAUGGGUACUUGCUGUUUCUAUGGACCAAGCCGUUGAACAGACGCUGCCGGUGGAUUCGCGCGGCCAGUACGGCGCGGCGCUGGGAGCGGGCGAGGCUUGUUGUGUGCUCACCGGCUACCCGCUAGGAUCUCGCCUCGUUACCUUCACAAACGGUCGCUGCGCGAACCGCGAGUGGUGGUCGCGCUGCGCGGCGGCGGCGCGCGGCGGCGGCGCGGCGCAGGCGCUCGUCUCGCACAUCACCGACUGGUGCGGGCCCGCCGACUUUGCGCAACUCUAA
Ostrinia nubilalis (European corn borer) is the source of this 4932-nucleotide messenger RNA. RefSeq names its product intraflagellar transport protein 172 homolog (gene Oseg2). The coding region runs from base 46 to 4932 and encodes 1628 amino acids. Gene Ontology annotation, cellular component: ciliary basal body; intraciliary transport particle B; axoneme. The record is from RefSeq and is a predicted model, not a curated record. Gene Ontology annotation, molecular function: protein binding. Gene Ontology annotation, biological process: intraciliary transport. Lineage: Eukaryota; Metazoa; Arthropoda; Insecta; Lepidoptera; Crambidae. The transcript is spliced from 37 exons.